AUGUCUGAAGACCAAUCCAUUCACCACGCCGAUCUCGCCGACCGCGCCGCUGCUGACUCCAGCUCCCGCGGCGGCGGUCGCGGUCCCAAAUCCGGCCGUGGCGGCGGCGGACGUGGCGGUCAUGGCGGUCAUGGUGGUCAUCGCAAGGGUGGUGGUGGUCGCGACGUCGACCUCUCCCGCGCCCUUUCCAAGCUGCUCCGCCACCAAGCCUCCUCAGCAGGCAUCACGCUCGACGCGGAAGGAUAUGCUCCCCUGGACAAGGUUCUUGCGUGGGGUCCGAUCAAGUCACUGAAGCCUACGUUUGAAGAGAUCCUGAAGGCUGUUAGGGAGAGCGAUAAACAGCGGUUUGCUAUCAGGUUGGCGCCUGGAAAGGAGAAUGAGACGAGUAAGGAGGCGAGCGAUUGGUUGAUUAGAGCUAAUCAGGGGCAUUCGAUCAAGUUGGAGAGUGAGGGGCUCUUGAAGCGGCUGGUACUACCCGGGCAGGAGGGACAGCCACAACAGGAGAGCGAGGGAGGAACCGUGCCAGUUCCCGAGACGGUAGUCCACGGUACUUACUUCGCUUUCUGGGACAAGAUCAUCGAGAGCGGCGGGCUGAAAGCCAUGGGUCGGAACCACGUGCAUCUCUCCACGGGACUUCCCGAAGACACAGAAACUGGUGUCAUCAGCGGGAUGAGGAGAGAUGCGGAGGUCUUGGUUUUUGUGGAUGUUGAGAGGAGUAUCAGGGAGGCAGAGGAAACCGGGAUCAAGUGGUGGAUGAGCGACAAUGGGGUGGUGUUGACGGAAGGCGAUAAGGACGGGUUGGUCCCGCUUAAGUAUUUCAAGGAGGUUAGGGGCAGGAGACAGGGCGUGGGGUUGUUGUGGAAGGAUGGAGAGAAGGUGGCGGGUUUACCGGAGGGGUUAGAGAUUAGGAUGCCGAUGGGUAAGGGGAGGGCUGGUGGUGGUGGUGGUGGUGGAAAGGGGGGAAGAGGUGGAGGACGUGGUGGGCAUGGUGAACAUGGACAUGGACGUGGUGGAAGGGGAGGUCACGGGAAGGGAGGGAGAGGGAGAGAGGAAAAGGAAAAAGGUGAGGAGGUGAAGCCUCAGGAGGUGGACUCGCAGUAG
This is a messenger RNA of Sordaria macrospora k-hell, 1101 nucleotides long. RefSeq lists its product as uncharacterized. Gene Ontology annotation, biological process: tRNA splicing, via endonucleolytic cleavage and ligation. The record is from RefSeq and is a predicted model, not a curated record. Gene Ontology annotation, molecular function: tRNA 2'-phosphotransferase activity. NCBI's taxonomy places the organism in Eukaryota, Fungi, Ascomycota, Sordariomycetes, Sordariales, Sordariaceae.